AUGGGAGAUGAUCAUGAAAUCGCACACUCUGAUGGUGGUAUUACAUUCGGGGUCCCAACCUCCGACCGGCGACAGGUAUGUCGGCGGGUAAUUAGUAUUCUAUCUAUCUAUCUAUCUAUCUAUCUAUCUAUCUAUCUAUCUAUCUCAGUCUAUUCAGAUCUAUCUAUCUAUCUAUCUAUCUAUCUAUCUAUCUAUCUCAGUCUAUUCAGAUCUAUCUAUCUAUCUAUCUAUCUCAGUCUAUUCAGAUCUAUCUAUCUCAGUCUAUUCAGAUCUAUCUAUCUAUCUAUCUAUCUAUCUAUCUAUCUAUCUAUCUAUCUAUCUCAGUCUAUUCAAAUCUAUCUAUCUAUCUAUCUCAGUCUAUUCAGAUCUAUCUAUCUCAGUCUAUUCAGAUCUCAUCUAUCAAAUCUAUCUAUCUAUCUAUCUCAGUCUAUUCAAAUCUAUCUAUCUAUCUAUCUCAGUCUAUUCAGAUCUAUCUAUCUAUCUAUCUCAGUCUAUUCAGAUCUAUCUAUCUAUCUAUCUAUCUCAGCCUAUUCAAAUCUAUCUAUCUAUCUAUCUAUCUAUCUAUCUAUCUAUCUCAGUCUAUUCAGAUCUAUCUAUCUAUCUAUCUCAGUCUAUUCAGAUCUAUCUAUCUCAGUCUAUUCAGAUCUAUCUAUCUAUCUAUCUAUCUAUCUCAGUCUAUUCAAAUCUAUCUAUCUAUCUAUCUAUCUAUCUCAGUCUAUUCAGAUCUAUCUAUCUAUCUAUCUCAGUCUAUUCAGAUCUAUCUAUCUCAGUCUAUUCAGAUCUAUCUAUCUAUCUAUCUCAGUCUAUUCAGAUCUAUCUAUCUAUCUAUCUAUCUAUCUAUCCCAGCUAUCUCAGUCUAUUCAUAUCUAUGUAUCUUUCUAUUUUUCUCCUUUGUAUUAA
This is a messenger RNA of Acanthosepion pharaonis, 900 nucleotides long. The record is from the annotation of a GenBank genome assembly. Lineage: Eukaryota; Metazoa; Mollusca; Cephalopoda; Sepiida; Sepiidae.